This is a messenger RNA of Gloeophyllum trabeum ATCC 11539, 3153 nucleotides long. RefSeq lists its product as uncharacterized. The coding region runs from base 1 to 3153 and encodes 1050 amino acids. The transcript is spliced from 3 exons. NCBI's taxonomy places the organism in Eukaryota, Fungi, Basidiomycota, Agaricomycetes, Gloeophyllales, Gloeophyllaceae. The record is from RefSeq and is a predicted model, not a curated record.
AUGGCCACCGCAAUUCCACCACCACCGGCAGACGGCAUGGGUCUGCUCUCUUCCAACGUGCAUUCUCACAUCAACGGUUACCCACGCAAUUUGGCUCUCUCCGAGCUCGACUUCAAGGAUAAUCGCUACCCCUCUGUUGCCCAUCCGCCAUCUGGGUCUGAUCGAAGAGGUAGCGUGAUGAUGCAGAGCCCCGGGCCCAGCAGAGACGACGACGGUCGGGGAGGUGCUAUAAAUGGGCGCGGUGAAUCGCCCAGGCCGAAUGGCGCUGUCGACUACUUCACCCAGGACCAACAACGGCAGAAGGCAGAUUCACCGCGUCCGUACGAUGCUUGGGCGGAUAUCCAGCAACGGCAGCAGCUGCAGUUGAAGGAGAGCAUUGUGUCGUAUGCGUCGGCGAAUGGAGGGCCCCGUCAGGUGGAUGACAGGUACGCCAAUAGUAGGGACGAGCAUUCACCGCAGGCUGGUGGCUCUUGGGAGGUUAGGCAGGGCAGUGGUGAGAAGGGGAAGGAGCCGACGACCACGCCGCCGGACCAGUCAGGUCGACCGCGCUCGGCGGGUCAGACGCAGCCUUGGGGGGACACUCCUGCUGCUCUUCUCCCAUCCUCACCGCGACAUCCUUCCUUACCCGCCGCCGGCGUUGGUGCGGGCCCUAACAACAAUAACAACACCAACAACAGCUCUACCCUCGUCCCCAUGUCCGCCGCGCCGUCGUACAACCCUUCGAGCUCAGUCCCUAUUCCAGUUUCACCUAAGCCGCGCGCGUACGCUCAGCAUCCCACUUACGUCACUCCAGCGUCCGCGCCCAAUCCUGUGAACCCUAUCCUCUCCCAAAAUCCUCCGGUGCCGCAGGAGGAGGUGUGCAUCGAGUGUGCGAUGCGUGACCAAGAUAUGGCCGACGUUGACGUGACCUCGCCAGGUGUUUGGGAGCGGGAGAGCGAUGUGUACUACCUCGAGCUCUGUCAGAGGGAAGCGCAGGAGGAGGCAUCCGGUGAGGUGACUCCUGAUCCGGGUCGCCCCAGAGCGAAAGGCGACCUCUUGACAGAGUACAACCUGAAGAUAUGGAUUAGCAUGAACCCGAAGGAGCCCAGUGCUCGACAGCAGACAGUAGCUAGCUACGUGAAGAGUCAGCGAAUGCUACUGGAAGCCGAGACGCUCGCGCGUGCACAAGCCCUGCAGGAGUCCCGUUUGCUUGAAGACAAAAUGAGGGAUACGUACUCCCAGUUGCGUCGAUCUGCUUACGAGUUGGGUAGCAGUGCAGUCCCGGAUGACGACACGGGCGGCAUUCGUAUCAAGACCCCUCGCUCGACUUCGAUGCCUUCUGCGGGUCUACUUCACAACCAUGGACGCGAGGUGACCUUACUGGAGAAUGGCAUGAUCGUCGAGCACGUCGAUGUCCGCAAGGAAGAGAAGGAGGAGCGGGAAAGGAGGAAGAGGGAGGAAAAGCGAGAGAGAAGUCGCGCACGGAAGUCUUCGCGCGGUUCUGUCAUCGACGUCAAUUCAGUCUACUCUGUUAACAGUCCACUUCCUCAUACAGAUGGCGGCGUCCACUCUGGCGCUCGCCCUGGGCCUCGAUAUGUCCAAUCUACCUCUGGCAGGCCGUCGAGCAUCCUAACUGGGGAUAGACCUGCCUUACCCCGAGCGUUGUCCCAGGCGUCGUUCUCUGAUGUCCAGAGCAUCGGGUCCAUGUCGCCUAACCGUCGAUCACGAUUCUUUGGUUUGGGUAAUUUAUCUCCUGGUUGGAGGAGCCAGAACAGUCUGGCACCAUCGGGGAUGUCCGGAAGCAUGGUUGAUAUGCAUGUCGCUUUGCAGCGCGAGCAUGCUCGGGCAGGUCAUGGAGCUCAUCCUUCCGUUGAUAUCAGCAGCAAUGCCCCUUCACUGCGUCUCAGCCAGAUGUGGCCAGGGGAUGCGCAGUUGGAGCCUGCGGACUACCAAGGUUCCAAGACCGAGACUGUCAAGUCUAAAAAGAAGAGGAAGGGCCUCGCAAAGAUAUGGCGGAUAGUGACCGGCGGCUCCUCCAAGAGCGAGAACGGCAUUCCCACCAAUGGUCAUGGUCACCUGGUGGACGAUCUCCCGCUAGCACCUCCCCCACCUCUGUCCUACCUUGUUGAGAGGGGUCGAGAGAGGGGAAUGUCCGCGUCCGGGGAUCAGGGCAUGUCGUCCUCCCGUCAAUCCAUGCCGUCUUUGUCAUCCUCCAUAUCUCAAAGCUAUCCCGUUUCACCUGCUGGUAUGUCUCCCCCAACAGCACCAUCUAGCCUCCUGCCUUCACCUUCAUCGUCUCGUAAAUCUGUUCCAGAUCAUCGAGAUGCUGGGUUCGAUGGCCACAAGAGUGGUGGAAAUGAAGACCCUGAAAUGCGGCAAGCCUAUCCCGCGCCCGACGAACCCAGGUCGCCAAACCCAAGAAACAUGCAGCUAGGUCCCGAUGAUAGAGGCCGUAGCUUCCAAGGCUCCAUCUCAUCCUCCUACGGCGCCACACUAUCGCCUUCCACCACUCGUCCCGCUUCCAUCAUGCAGCGCGAGAAGUCCCUGCCUCCCCUCCCAGACGAGGCCGAAGUACGAUUCCCGACCGACACUCGUCCACAAACAGUGUUUACGUACGAACCUCCCAUUCUUCCCAAUGGGCUGGUUGCUCCUCAGGCGCCUUUCAGGAAUGCCGAGGUAAGGCGGCAAUCGUUCGGCGGAAUCAGUUCUCGCCCUCACCUUCCUCUUAACCCGCCCAAGGGUGCGAUGAUGACUACCGGGCCUGCGGGCAUAGUGGGAGCACCGUUCGCGAGCAAGUACAACGAGUUCGGCAUUUCGCGUCGUUCUCUUGGUCGCCUCGAUGAUGCGAGGUAUGAGCAGGAGUUGAGGCCCACCCCACGGGCUCAGACUCCCAGCAAGCGUAGGAGUCGGUUUGGACUCUCGACUCUGUUCGGCAAGAAGUCGCCAGCCAUUCCUGACCAGAGAGAGGUUCACAUCAUUAGUCCGUCACCGGAUUAUCCUGGCUGGCGUUCCUCCGACUCCGAAGGGCGGCACGAGGCAGGAUCCGGUCACAGCACCCUCCCCCGCAUGUCCGUCAUAUCUCGAAGAAAUCUGGACGAACUAGUGCAACAGGAUCCAGAAUUCGUGGCGUAUCGCUAUCCCUCCAACGACCAACGCAUUGAUUUGUUACGGUGA